CCGUCCCCGUGCCCGUCCCCGUCCCCGUCGUCUCCUACAGGAUACGAUCAGCGCAGCCAAAACUGAAAUUCCUGAAGGCAAAAGCUUCAGAACAGCAGGUCCAGUUCAGAGCGAUGGCAACGACAGCUUACCAGAAGCUGCUGCAAGUUGGCACUAAGAUCGUCGCUGUUGGUAGAAACUACGCUGCUCACGCUAAGGAACUCGGCAACGCCGUUCCCAAGGAGCCCGUCUUGUUUCUGAAACCAACGUCGUCCUACUUGGAAAAUGGAGGAACAAUCGAAGUCCCACACAACGUGGAUUCUCUGCAUCAUGAGGUCGAGUUGGCGGUGGUGAUCGGGAAGAAGGCUCGUGAUGUACCCGAGUCUUCUGCUAUGGAUUAUGUCGGAGGUUAUGCCCUCGCACUAGAUAUGACAGCGAGGGACCUCCAAGAUGUAGCAAAGUCUGCAGGUCUUCCAUGGGGUUUGGCUAAAGGGCAGGAUACUUUCACACCAAUUAGUUCUGUUUUGCCCAAGACUGCAGUGCCAGACCCCCAUGAUAUAGAAUUAUGGUUAAAGGUAGAUGAUGAAAUACGGCAGAAAGGCUCAACCAAGGACAUGAUUUUUAAGAUACCAUUUCUAAUUAGCCACAUAAGCUCCAUCUUUACCCUCUUUGAAGGAGAUGUGAUACUUACGGGCACUCCCCCCGGUGUUGGUCCUGUGAAGCCAGGUCAGAAGAUCACUGCAGGCAUUACAGGCCUUUUGGACACAAACUUCAAUGUUGAGAAAAGAAAAGGGCCUGGUAAUCCUUGAUCUGGGGUCAUCAUUAUUCAUUAACCCCUUGUGG
Messenger RNA from Neltuma alba, 822 nucleotides. RefSeq names its product probable acylpyruvase FAHD1, mitochondrial. The transcript is spliced from 7 exons. Gene Ontology annotation, cellular component: mitochondrion. The record is from RefSeq and is a predicted model, not a curated record. Gene Ontology annotation, molecular function: acetylpyruvate hydrolase activity. NCBI's taxonomy places the organism in Eukaryota, Viridiplantae, Streptophyta, Magnoliopsida, Fabales, Fabaceae. The coding region runs from base 114 to 788 and encodes 224 amino acids.